Molecule: messenger RNA, 564 nt
Organism: Drosophila gunungcola (fruit fly)
Lineage: Eukaryota; Metazoa; Arthropoda; Insecta; Diptera; Drosophilidae
Product: protein Diedel
Exons: 1
Coding region: 76-474 (132 amino acids)
Source: RefSeq, a predicted model, not a curated record
CAGCUCAAUAUUAACCUUCCCAUAAAUAGCACCUUUUGCAAGGUGAGAUGUGUCAGAUUCCCCACAUCUCUCGUCAUGAUGCCGGUCAUUAUAUCAGCUCUACCGAUCGCAGUUCUCUGGCUGGCAUAUAUUAGCGGUGUUUCUUCCGAUUGCUGCACUUCCAUGGCGAUACUAGACUUUAAGAUCCGCGGUGGUGUCUGUGGUACAGUGGGGGCCAAAAGUAAUGGCAGUGGCUGCAGAAUCACCAUUUGCGCCAAUGGCGAGGCCCUCGUGGGAACUUACUGUGGCAAGGCAGCGUGUGAUAUUUUUGGAUGCGAUUGCAUCAAAGGCUGCCUGCAAGGUAAUUGGGCCCAAGAUUUUUUGAGAAAAAACUAUUUACUUGGCAUCGAACUAUUGGGCACUAAAAUGACCAACGUGUGUGCAUUAUGUAAGUUUCUUAUUGACAAUGGAAUCAGGAAGUUACAAUUUUCUUAAGUUUUAAAUAAAAGGGAUUCUUCUUUGCUGUAUGAAAACAUUUUUUUGGAAUGUAAUAUUGUGGAAUGGUGACAGGAAAUCAGUUAGGCA